UAGCAGGGCUUUUCAUUCUAUCCUUAGCUUCCCAUGUGUGUGAUUAGCAGGUAGACCCGCUUCUGGAGGGAGGCUUUUUGAACUAGUUUCUCACUUCUCUGCUUGCCAUAGGUCUAGUGUUUCUUUGACAUUUUACAUCUUACAUGCUGUGGCUUGGGACUAUUUAUUUUCAGUCUUUUGUGGUUGUGGAUCAUGAAUAGCUGGCUAAGGAUGCAUUUUCUUCCGUGACAAUCACAGAGCCUGGGAUGAGUGGGAACCAUGCAGAUGUGUGGUGCAACACCUUCCCCUAGGCAGGGCAGGAGGAACAUGACCUGUCCUCUCCUGCUCACCUGAGACCAUCCUUCAGCCACAGCAGAGGGACUACCACACGAAAUGUCCUCCCACAAACACAACUUCCAGUGCUUCAAUGCUGUAGGUGGAGAAGGCUUCCACAAGACUUCUCUUCCCUUCAAGCACCACACCAGCCAACUCCCCAGAAUCCACCACCACGGCAUGGUAGCCCAUCACGAACCUCUGGAGGAAUGCUACGUUUGCUCUGAGUACAGACAUGCCCAGGCCCUGGAAGCAUUAGAGACUCAGGUCACACCUUUGUAUCACACUCAUUCACCAUAUCACCACCAGCAUCCGCACCAGUAUGUUCCCAGGGGACCGACCAGGCCCGAGGACCACCCUGUGGCACAUUCAGGCCGCAUUCAUCAUCCCAGGUUCAAUAACAGGGUGGUGCUGGUGAAGAACAGCGACCCCUUAUUCAGGAAGACCAUCGUCUUGCAUCCCAGGAGUCUCCGCAGUUUGGGGCUUUUCUUAGAGGAGGUUUCUGAGCUCAUGCAGUACCACAUCAGGAAGUUGUACACUGUGGAAGGACACAAGAUUGACAAUGUUCAGAGUCUUAUGCAGUGCCCCAGCGUGCUUGUCUGUGUGGGACGUGAGCCUUCUCACCCAUCCAUCGUGGAGAACUUUCAGAAAACAUCUGAUGACAAACUUCCAAAGCUGAGAGGGAGGUCUCGCUCUAGUGACUGCAAUGAAGGACACAAGGGUCUGCCAACAAAGAAAAGUGUCAUACAGCCACAACUGGAAUCUGACAACAGAUCUACCAGGCAGUCAGUGUCAUCUGAGAAGUCAUUACCAGAUGGAACCGACUCUCCGGAAAACGUGGAAUCCUGCCUGCACACUGGGGAUGGAAUAAGAGAUGAUGAUAUAGAGAAACGGGUUCGUGUUAAUAAAGAUGGCAGUUUGUCUAUGGAAAUGAAAGUGCGCUUCCGGCUGCAAAAUGACGAAACUAUACAUUGGUCAACAAAAGUAAAAAAGACAACAGGCAGGAACUCUGAGUUCCUAGAAGGACACAAUGACCCAGAUUUUGUGCAGGUUAGUGAUAAAAGUCAUUCAGAAUCAGAACACAUCUCUGCUGGUGAGCAAGUUGAGGCUUACAUCAAAAGACACUAUGAAAGACACACAGAGGAGCCUCACUGUCCUCACUGCUGCAGUCACUGCCAGGAUUACGUCCCGGGGACACCUGGGGCAACUCGCUGCAUUCAAACUUCCAGCUCAAGUGCAUCUUCACAUACGAUGGUCUUGAGAAAUACAGUGGUUGGAAGGCAAACUAGCGAAGAGCAUGCAAAAGAACAAACAGAACAAGUGGUGGAGAGAGAAAACUGUGUGAAGCAGACUGUUGAGACAUCUAAAAUUGUAGAGUACUGCACCAUCAGGAGUGAGACUUACUCACCAAAGUGCAAGGUGCAAUCCUCCACACCGGACAACUCACUUAGCCCUACAGAGAGAGAAACCAAUGCUUCAGGGCAGUCUAGAAUGUCCAGAAAAUCCAAAAAAUCACACACUUGUAAUUGUGAAGUGUCUAAGGAUCCUAAAGAUGACACCAAAGGACAAACCAAGGCCCAAUCCGAAGAAGAAGGUGGGACACAAAGUGAUCGAUCAAGUGCCAUGUCUGUCAAAUCAAAUAUGUCUGGCAGAACAGAUAAAUCUGAAGAAAUACAGAAUACAGACUCUGAAGAUUUAGAGGGGAAAAGAUCCAAAAGUGCCAUGUCAGUUUAUUCAAAUGCCUCUACAAAAUCGAAAUGCGAUGUUUUUGAUGUUACAGAUGACAUAGUGACAGCUGAACAACAUAAAUCAAAGGAGGAUGUUGAUAAAGAACAAGCUGAGGAGAAAAAUGUUGAGGAAGAGGAGGAAGCUGAAGAGGCUGGAAAAGAUCAAGAAAGAGUGCCAAGUGGCAUGUCAUCCAAAUCAAAAACCUCUGCAAGAUCUACACAUUCAAAAGCAUCUCAGCUUCAAGAUGAAGAAAAUGCUAAGGAAGAUGGUCAAGAGAGAGCCUACAGUGCCAUGUCAGCAAAAUCAGCAAAGUCUAAAGUAUCUGAAAUUGAGAAUGCUGAGGAAGUGGAAGACAAUGGUGAUAGAACACCCAGUGCUUUGUCAGGAGUGUCAUCAAAAACAGCUGACAGGGAGGAGGAGGCAGGGGAAACUGUGGAGAGAGCUCCAAGUGCCAUGUCAGUGACAUCCAUCGAUUCAAAUGCAUCCGCAAGGUCUACAAAAUCAGACAAAUCAAAUGGAUCUGAACAAUCAAUAGUGUCUGAUCUUUCUCCUGAUGAAAAACAGGCUGGAAAUAAAGAAAGAGCAUUAAGUGCAAUGUCAGCUAGGUCUAUUAAGUCAAAUGUGUCUGCAACAUCUAGAAAAUCAAAAGGUUGUGAAGAAAUGAGUGAAGUAAAGGCUGAAGGACCAGAGGACAGAGCAACAGCUGAAGGAAGACCACAAAGCACAAUGUCAGUCAAAUCAGAAAAGUCGGUGAAGUCAAAUAUUUCUGCAAUAUCUAGCAGAUCUAAAUCAUCUGAAACUCCUAAUAAAGAAAGUGAUGACAACCAUGAGGAUGGAAUUGAUGGAGAGAAAAACGGAGAUAAUGAAGCUGAAGAAAGAGCAUCUAGUGCCAUGUCAGAAAAAUCUGCAAUAUCCAGUCAAUCAAAAGCCUCUAAUGAUAGGUCUGAAGAAAACAAUGAUGAAGAGGAAAUUGCAAUAAGAGCAUUGAGUGCAAUGUCAGCAAAAUCUGCUAAGUCAAAGGCCUCUGCAGUAUCAACAAAAUCAAAAGCUUCUCAAGUUUGUCCUAAAUGUGACGGUAUUUGUGAUGAGGGAGAUGUUGAAGAGGAAACCAGUGAGCGAUCACCAAGCUGCAUUUCAAAAAAAUCCAGUGAUUCAAACAUGUCAGCAAGAUCAAGAAAGUCAAAAUGCUGUGAUGGUUCAGAUAGAGAAACUAUUACUGAAUAUGAGGAAGAGAGGGGACCUAGUGCACUGUCUGUAAAAUCAGCACGGUCAAAUGUGUCAGCCAAAUCAACACAGUCAAAUAUUUCUGCCAAUUCUAAUAUGUCAGAACAUGGAGAAAGAGCUCCAAGCGUUAUGUCAAUUGCAUCCGCUAAAUCUUCAAAGUCAAAUGUUUCAGCAAAAUCUAAGAAAUCAAGAGGUUCUGCAAUUCCUUCUCAAAACUGUAGUGAUGAAAGUGAAAAAGAGCAAACUGAAGAAAGAGCACCAAGCAGCAUGUCAUCCCAAUCAGUCCAGUCACACGUAUCUGAAAUAUCUAUAAAGUCUUCAGUGAGAGCACCAAGUGCUUUGUCAGGUAGAUCAGCAAAGUCACAUGCUUCUACAAAAUCAAUCAAAUCAAAAGCUUCUGAAGCUCAGUCUGGCAAAUGUAUUGCGACUCCUGAUGAAGGCCAUAAGGAAGAGGAAGUUGAAGAGAGAGCACAGAGUUCCAUGUCAGCCAAAACUGCAAACUGA
Messenger RNA from Etheostoma spectabile (orangethroat darter), 3768 nucleotides. Its product is annotated as oxygen-regulated protein 1. The record is from RefSeq and is a predicted model, not a curated record. The coding region runs from base 373 to 3768 and encodes 1131 amino acids. Gene Ontology annotation, biological process: axoneme assembly; intracellular signal transduction; retina development in camera-type eye. Gene Ontology annotation, cellular component: axoneme. The transcript has 6 exons. Lineage: Eukaryota; Metazoa; Chordata; Actinopteri; Perciformes; Percidae.